Messenger RNA from Tuber melanosporum (Perigord truffle), 430 nucleotides. RefSeq lists its product as uncharacterized. Gene Ontology annotation, molecular function: translation elongation factor activity; GTPase activity; GTP binding. Lineage: Eukaryota; Fungi; Ascomycota; Pezizomycetes; Pezizales; Tuberaceae. Gene Ontology annotation, cellular component: mitochondrion. The record is from RefSeq and is a predicted model, not a curated record. The transcript is spliced from 4 exons. The coding region runs from base 65 to 430 and encodes 121 amino acids. Gene Ontology annotation, biological process: mitochondrial translational elongation.
CAAAAAACAUCGUGUUUUCCCACCAUUGUUUUAAUUUCCAUUCACCUCUUCCUUAUCGCCCAGAAUGGCUUCCUGGAGAGCAAUUUUUGCUCCGCUCUUCAGAAGCGCCGCAAGGUUCUCCGAGAGUUUCGCUGCCAAUUCGUGCAGAGUUUCCUCCAAAUACCCACUGUCUCGCAAAUCAAAUGUCUCAAGUCCUAUAAUCAGCUCCAUUCGGUCGAUGGCCACCUAUGAGAGGAAGAAGCCCCAUGUUAAUAUCGGUACCAUUGGACAUGUCGAUCACGGAAAGACUACUUUGACCGCUGCUAUCACGAAACAUUUGAGCGGGCCCGUGGUAUCACUAUAUCGGCCGCCCACAUUGAAUACGAAACCGGUUCCCGUCAUUACUCCCACGUCGAUUGCCCCGGACACGCUGAUUACAUCAAGAACAUGA